AUGCCCAUCACGCGCCCCGAGGAGACGGGCCCGCCGGAGAACUUCUACGACGUGAAGGAGGCGCGCAAGUACACGUCGAGCAGCCGCAUCAUCUCCGUGCAGGCCGACAUCGCCGACCGCUGCAUCGAGCUGCUGAACCUCGAGCCGGGCAAGAAGAAGUUCGUCCUCGACGUCGGCUGCGGGAGCGGCCUCUCCGGCGCGGCGCUGGAGCGCGCGGGCCACGAGUGGGUCGGCUGCGACGUGUCGCGCGACAUGCUGCGCAUCGCCUCGGAGCGCGAGGCGGCCGCGGCCGGCGGCGGCGACGACGACGACGACCUCGUCCAGCACGACAUGGGUUUAGGCCUGCCGUUCCGCGACGGCACCUUCGACGGCGCCAUCUCCGUGUCGGCGCUCCAGUGGCUCUGCUACGACAACGACAGCCGCCAGUCCGCGACGAAGCGCCUCGGCCGCUUCUUCGCGUCGCUCUACCGGUGCCUCAAGAGCGGGAGCCGCGCGGCGCUCCAGUUCUACCCCGAGUCCGACGCGCAGGCGACGCUCAUCGCGUCGGCCGCCGCCCGCGCGGGCUUCGCCGGCGGCGUCGUCGUCGACUACCCGAACUCGACGAAGGCGAGGAAGCACUACCUGUGCCUGUCGAUGGACCGCCACGCGGCCAGGCCCGCCGCCGAGGAGCCGCGGCGCGCGCGCGGCGGCGUCGUCGUCGCCGGCGGCGGCGAGCGCGCGCCGAAGCGCCGCAAGACGGGCAAGAAGCCGGCCAAGGACCGCGCCUGGGUCCUGCGCAAGAAGGAGUACCAGCGCGGCCAGGGCCGCGACGUCAAGGACGACUCCAGGUACACGGGCCGCAAGCGCAAGGACCGCUUCUAA
Molecule: messenger RNA, 861 nt
Organism: Aureococcus anophagefferens
Lineage: Eukaryota; Pelagophyceae; Pelagomonadales; Pelagomonadaceae
Exons: 2
Coding region: 1-861 (286 amino acids)
Biological process (GO): rRNA (guanine-N7)-methylation
Cellular component (GO): nucleolus
Molecular function (GO): rRNA (guanine) methyltransferase activity
Source: RefSeq, a predicted model, not a curated record